Neodiprion virginianus is the source of this 5465-nucleotide messenger RNA. Its product is annotated as echinoderm microtubule-associated protein-like 2. The transcript is spliced from 17 exons. The record is from RefSeq and is a predicted model, not a curated record. Gene Ontology annotation, biological process: microtubule cytoskeleton organization. Gene Ontology annotation, molecular function: microtubule binding. Lineage: Eukaryota; Metazoa; Arthropoda; Insecta; Hymenoptera; Diprionidae. Gene Ontology annotation, cellular component: mitotic spindle. Bases 1515 to 4205 code for a protein of 896 amino acids.
AGGACGGUCAUAGUGAAAACAUGUGGGCUAAAUGAUACAGCCGUAACAGACAUUUGUCGUCUUUAUUUUGUACGUAAAUAUUAGUUUUUCGUGCAGGAAGAAAACUGAUAAAGUAAUUACGAAAACCGAGACAGAUAACGCCAAGUUUCGCAACGUCGUUUUAACGGCUCGGCGUUCGUGUGAUUCGGUAAUAAUCUUUUUUUUUUUUAAUUUGCUACACUGCUGUACAAAUUUUACUUAAUAAAUUUGUAAAAAAAUAAAAAUAAAAUAAAACAAACAGCUUUGACGUCAUAAUUUAGACAAGCAGAAGAAAUUGGUCAACGAUUGUGAUAUGAAUUGGGAUUUUUUCAAAUGUAUUCGAGGGAAAUCGUACACAUUUAGCUGAAUUAUCGAAACUGAAAAUAUAUGCAGAAUAACUUGUAAAAAUUCAGAAAUCAGAAAAAUAUAUCAUAAUUAAACUUUAGCGUGAUAAUUUUUCAAUUGCAUCAACAGUUCUUUUAUUCACGCAAAUUUCAAUCUUUCCAGAGAGAGAUUUGUUUGCGAAUUAAAGAGAGUAAAGUACAUUAAUAUUAGAUUGAGGAAUCAGGUCGAGAUAAUAUGUGUUUCUUUCUCGUUAAACGCUGAGACGUUACGCGUAAUAUAACCCGUGAACGUAUACAUAGUAUCGAUGUGCGUUAUGUAACGACAAUGUGUUAAUACCCACAUUGCACAUGUGACAUGUCGGUAUAUCCCGGCACAAGCCGCGUCGAUCGCAUAGUCAAUUCGAUCGGUGAACGCAGUAAAAGUUGGCGUUGCGUUGCGCACGGAAAUGAAGAAUUAUAACGAAAUUUGACUCUACGUAUUGUCUGUAGAGAAAAGUGGGCUUGAAUUUGGUUUAAAUAAUAAUCUAUUGCGGAACGAGGUGAAAGAGAGAGAAGAAAAAAGAAAAUAAAAGAUAAAAACACAGAGUGUCGAAAUAAAUGUAAUAAAAAAAAGCUACGGUGUACAAUUUUUACACCGUUGAUAAAUUGAAAAAAUAAUGAUUGAAUAAAUCGUCCAAGGAACUAAAAUUUGGCUGAUUAUUGGCGUGAGAAAUAAACGAGUGAAAAUAAUGUUACGGAUAAAUACCGUGGAAAUUCCAAAGACAAGAGUAGAUGAAUGAAAUUUAAUUAAUUUUCAAAAAUCUUCCGUGCCACAAGAAACGAGCAAAAGUACCGACUGCAGACGAGUGAAAAAACAUGCUUACUGUUUAAACGGCUAAUGAAAAAUAUAUAAUACCGUGUGAGUUAAACGCUGCAGCGAGGGCAGCUGAUCAAACACGAGGGAAUACGAACGAUUCUUAUUCAUCAUUGUAGUAAACAUGGCUGCAGAUGAUGAUAACGAGUCCGUAAGACGAGGAAGAUCGCGCGGGGCGUUGUGUCGUAAUAAUACACGUAUUUUUUCAUCCUCAUUGUUAUUUUUAUUUAUUUCAAUCAAUUCAAUUGAAUAAUAAAUUGGGGAAAAGGGGGAGAUCGCAGAAGGGAGUCACAAUCGCGAUGUCAACGCCGGACACGAUGGACACUAUAGACGAGGCUGAGCAGGCAUGGCACGAGAUGCUAGAAUGUGAGACUGGCUCGCUGAUAGGCAGAGUGGCUGAUCUCGAAAGACAAUCGCUGGCACAACGCGACGAGAUCGUAUGUCUAAGGGCAACAUUGGCGGAUGCUUUACGAAGAAUCGCCCAACUCGAGGGUAGAGAGAGAAGAGAAGAUGACAGAAUCGAGCGAAGGCUGGAACGCGGCUUGUCGUCGCCGAUUAGAAACGGUCACGUGCCGCAAAGAAAUAGCCAGGCUACCGGCUCUCAGAAAGACCUUCGGCUAAGGCAAUCUAGUGUCGCAUCCUACAGGCAUUCGAGUGGCUCCAGUCAGGAUGUUAGGGACGCUGCCGCUAGUCCUCGAAGACCAGUUAGCUAUACCCCUCCUUCGCAGCUCCCUCAAAGAAGAUCUGUACAUUAUCAGUCAACGGGUUCGCUCCACUCGGACAGUCCAAGCAGUAGCAGCGUUUCACCUGUGCCUUCGCCAAGUCCGAGAGCGACGCCGUUGCCUGUUGCAAGAUCACCAACGACAAAAACAAACGGACCGCCACAGAGUAGCCUUCGACGAGCUAAAAGGUGGUCUUCGACAGGGGAUUUUACGCAUUCGCCACAAUCGCCGGCCGGGGUCGCGGCGCAACUCGGUGGUUCCAGAUUAUCAACAUCGACCAAGUCACUAUUCAAUCUCUUCAAGCCUUCCGUGUUGAGCAACGUCAAACAUGGCACGAGAGGCAUGCAGUACAAUGAGGACGAAGGAACGAUCACGAUGCAUCUACGCGGGAGGCCGAUACUCCUGUUUCCUCCAACGCCGUUCAUGGAGUCCUACGACUUGCACAAGGUCUCCACGCCACCCCAAAGCAAGCUAAAAUUGGACUGGGUUUACGGUUAUAGAGGAAAGGACUGCAGGAGCAACUUGCACCUGUUGCCGACCGGUGAAAUCGUCUAUUUCGUAGCGGCGGUCGUGGUCUUGUACAACCCUGAGGAACACAGCCAAAGGCACUACAUCGGUCACACCGACGAUGUCAAAUGCAUAGCGAUACACCCGAACAAGUUGUUAAUAGCGACUGGCCAAGUGGCGGGAACUGACAGAAGAGAUGCCCUUCCGCAUAUCAGGAUAUGGAACUCUGUGAGCUUGACGACGAAUCAUAUCAUUGGUACAGGAGAAUUUGACGGGGCCAUUUGCUGCCUGUCAUUUUCAAAAGCAGACGGCGGUAAUUUGCUAUGCGCUAUCGAUGAGACGUCGGAUCACAACAUAUCGAUUUGGGACUGGCAGAAGGGUGAUCGCGGCAUGAAACUGACGGAGACAAAGUGUUCCGUUGACACGGUAGUUUGCGCCGAAUGGCAUCCGUUGGAGCGAAAUCAAAUAGUGACCUGCGGCAAGAGCCACAUUUCGUUCUGGUCCCUCGACAACGGGGGUAUGCUCUACAAGAGGAUGGGGGUGUUUGAGAAUCGGGACAAGCCUAAAUACGUUACCUGUGUGGCCUUUAAUCAAAAUGGCGAUGUCCUGACCGGAGAUAGUAACGGAAACAUCAUCGUGUGGGCGAGAGGAACAAACACCAUUUCUAGGCUGGUGAGAAAUCUACACGACGGAUCUAUAUUCUCGAUGUGCGUAUUAAAAGACGGAACCGUUGUCACCGGAGGUGGAAAAGACGGGAGGAUAUUGCAUUACGACGCGUCUUUGAGUCUGACCGGAGAAGAGGCUCAGAUCGAAGGCCACUUUGGUGGGAUAAGAACAGUUUCGGAAGGACGUGGGUCUCAAUUGCUGGUUGGCACCACACGCAACUGUAUCUUGGUUGGCGAUUUGGAAAUGGGUUUCAAUCCAGCGGUCUUGGGACACACUGAUGAGGUUUGGGGACUGGCUGCUCAUCCCACCUUGCCACAAUUUGCGACCGCCGGUCAUGACCGGCUAUUACAAAUGUGGGACAGUCUGAGCCACUCCGUUGUGUGGAGCAAGGACAUCGGGGAACAAGCACAGAGCGUGUGUUUCUCGCCAGACGGUACGGUGAUGAUCGUUGGUUGCACUUCUGGUAAAUGUCUCGCAAUCGAUAGCGAAACAAGAGAAUUAUAUACUCAUCAUUCCGACGGUUCUGAACCAUUGCAAGUUGUGAGAUUUUCGCCCGAUGGAUCGUCACUCGCGAUCGGAUCUAGAGACAACAGCAUUUACAUAUAUCAAGUGAACGAUGAUGCCACAAAGUACAGCCGCGUUGGAAGAUGCAUGGGACACUCGAGUUUCAUCACCCAUCUCGAUUGGUCGGUUGAUAGUCAGUACUUGAGGAGUAACAGCGGGGAUUACGAGUUGUUGUACUGGAAUCCGGGUAUUUGUCGGCAAAUACCAAAAUCGUCGGUGUUACGAGACGUCGAUUGGGCGACGCACAGCUGCAUCAUUAGCUUCGAAACGAUCGGCGUUUGGCCGGAAAGUGCGGACGGUACGGAUAUCAACAACUGCGCAAGAAGCGGGGAUGGAAAAUUGCUGGCAACCGGAGACGACUUUGGAAAAGUGAAACUUUUCUCUUAUCCGGCCUGCCAACCAAAGUCUUUGUUCCACGUUUAUGCCGGCCACUCGAGUCACGUGACAAACGUUUCAUUUCUGCAAGAUGACACGAGACUGGUUUCAACCGGUGGUAAUGACACCAGCGUUUUGCAAUGGAUCGUGUCCUAAUCGUCGUAUCUUCGUAGUCAUCGGUAGAGCGAAGAUCAAUUCUUUGAGCAAUCUGAGCUAAGACGAUGAAGCAGAAAGAAAGAGCAAAAAAAGAAGCAAAGGGCAUCGGAUUAUUUAAGCUUAACAAUGAUGUGUACCUGUAGCUCGUAAAAGUGGUUUUAUAUAGCGGCACGUGUCAAAUUAGGCUAUUGCCCGUUAUACCUUUGUAUAAGCACGUUUGGUAUUUAGGAAAUCAUUUCAAUUUCAGCUAGGCUAGAUCGAAUAAAAAUGAAUGACUAAAAGGUGUAGAUAUUAUUCAUGGAUACACGGUCUGUUUCAAUUUUACGCUAAACGAACUCUGAAACAUUUGCACGCUGAAUAUAUUAAUUUUUCUAAAUGUUUUUUUAACACUGUAACCACUGCAAUGUUUUCAGAUAGAAUACACGAAUCAUUUUGUACAUCUGAAGCCUUUUCUUGACGCAUAUUAUAUGAUUAAAAAAAAAAAAAAAAAGAAACAAAACAAGCAAAGUUACUAAUUACAUGUAAUAAUUCUGUAUCGAAAUGCCGUCCGAAAAAAAAAAAUAGCGUGAUUUGUGAAUGAACGACACUUUGCUAUUAUCAUAUUAUACAUAUUAACAAUAAUAUAGUUAUUAUAACAAAGGUUCUACGUUACGAUAAGCCUGACUGAUGUCACCAAUUACCUAAGCAAAAGUCGUACGAAUUCAAUUUUCGAACACGAAUAUAUUUCAAAGCAAGAUAUCAAUGAUUUCAAUAUUUAAAGGAUAUUAGAUACGGCCGGUGUUUUAAGCCGGUACGUUUUUCUUUCUUUUUUUAAACAGAGAACAAUUCUCUUUAGUUUUUGUGAAUAGCGGACACUGCAUUGUCCGAAGGAAAAAUUUUAUUUUUUUACUAUAAGAAGAUGUUCGAUGAAAUACGAAAUUGAAACCACAAUGACGAUUGAUCAACUCAAAUAAUUAUGCAAAACGUUGCGACGAAUGAAAGUUCUUGUUGCGAAGAGGCCUUAAAAAGAGUAGGUAAAUGCGUAUGUAUAUAGACGUAGGAUGCUAUCAAACUUGUUGUAUUUUGGUAUAAACCUUUUACCAAAGCUGUGACGCAGGAUUACAUAUUUUAUUUUACUUUAUUUGAUUUUUUCUGAUAAUUUUUUUUCUCUCAUAUAUUCCUCCUCGAUACUGUACAAUUUACCUAAUUAUUUAUAUCGCAUCAAUCGAUCUGUGCAUUAUAUUAUUCACGAUCAACUAAUAAAUGGUAUUCAUUGUGAAA